Messenger RNA from Menidia menidia (Atlantic silverside), 699 nucleotides. NCBI's taxonomy places the organism in Eukaryota, Metazoa, Chordata, Actinopteri, Atheriniformes, Atherinopsidae. The record is from the annotation of a GenBank genome assembly.
GCACAUCAUCUCCAGCCUAUCAAAGCCUCUCACCUUCAGGGCGUGGGGAACUUGAAGACAUUUAAAUAGACCGGGUUGACCGUGAACCGCCAUUCAGCCUUUUUUGUUUCAAGACUGAACAAAAGAAAAAAUAACCACGAGCCACCAUGGUUGUCUGGACUGAUGACGAGCGCAGCAUCAUCACAAGCAUCUUCUCCAGCUUGGACUAUGAUGACGUUGGCCCCAAGGCUCUCUGCAGGUGUCUGAUCGUGUACCCCUGGACUCAGAGGUAUUUCGGCGGCUUCGGUAACCUCUACAACGCUGAAGCCAUCAAGACCAACCCCAACAUCGCAGCCCAUGGCGUAAAGGUGCUGCACGGUCUGGACCGCGCAGUGAAGAACAUGGACGACAUCAAGGCCACUUAUGCCGAGCUGAGCGUCCUUCACUCCGAGAAGCUGCACGUCGACCCCGACAACUUCAAGCUGUUGGCUGACUGCCUGACCAUCGUCAUUGCCGCUAAAAUGGGCGCUGCCUUCAACCCACAGACUCAGGCAACCUUUCAGAAGUUCCUGGCCGUGGUGGUGUCUGCUCUGGGAAGGCAGUACCACUAAACCCAGCACCCUCUGCAGCUGGAAAAGGAGCUGAAACAUCCUUUCGCAUGUGCUAUGUGUUGUUUCUUCUCUAAAGAAAUAAAGGUCCACUAAAGCAAUGCCCUAUUUG